AAUGCCUCAGGGAGAAAUGUGAAGGUUUUAUCCGUAUGCUCAAUGGAUAAAAAAACUCCCCUUACUACUCCUUGUAAGGGUAACAAAAGAAAGAURUCWUGUGGUCUGUCAAGGUCUAGAAGGAUAUCAGAACCAUUUGUUUCCCCGCUUUUGASAAAACAGGAAACCAAAGAAAGCGAGUUGGACAAUGGUCAGUUGGACGAUCAAAUAUGCAAAAAGAUCAAGUUUGAGAGCUCAGSAGRGGGAAAGAAGGAAUCCCAUCAUUCUAUAGUAAAAGAAAAAAGUGUAGAAGAAGACUGCAGAAAUGUAGAAUGCAGAAUUGAGUGCUUGUCUUCAAAGUCUUCACCAACAGAAAUGGGAACRAAAAAUCUUCACUUUUUGCUUGUAGAAAAACAAGAGACUUUGAGAAAAUUAAACAUGGUUAAAAUGUACAGAAGAAAGAAUAACCUGAAUGAAUUACAAGAUCUUAUCGACAAGUGGCGUAAAGUCAGCCAAGAUGCAGCAAAUAGAUUAUUGGACUUAAUUAACAAAGAUAACAAGGUCACUAUGGGCCAGCUAUUGGAUCAGUUUCAGAUUAGCCAUGAACUUAUAAGGUACUCAGAGGAUGAAGAUGGGUUUUUAUCAAGCUGACAAUUAAAAAGACAUUUACUAAUUACAACAAAUGCAAUUAAUAACUCUGAACAACAGAAAGGCAUAAACUGAACAUGAUAGAUUGUAGUUUUCAU
Molecule: messenger RNA, 725 nt
Organism: Exaiptasia diaphana
Lineage: Eukaryota; Metazoa; Cnidaria; Anthozoa; Actiniaria; Aiptasiidae
Product: swi5-dependent recombination DNA repair protein 1 homolog
Exons: 5
Coding region: 43-630 (195 amino acids)
Biological process (GO): double-strand break repair via homologous recombination; positive regulation of DNA-templated transcription
Cellular component (GO): Swi5-Sfr1 complex
Source: RefSeq, a predicted model, not a curated record